AUGGAAGCGAAUAAUGACAUUCCAAUGAUUGCGGUUGAAAUGAAUCAAAGGGUAAACUCACAGAAGAAACGCACAUCCACGGUCACAUCAAAAAAUGGUGCCAACAUUAAAACCAAAAACGGAAACCUCGUUGCAAAGGAAGGACCCGGUGAAUAUUACAGUGAGAAAAUGGGAUCAAUUGCCCAUGUACUGAAGAAUAAUACAACACGACAAUCACUUUCGUCAAAUCAGAACAAGAUGAAGAAACGUUUCAAGUGCCAACUUUGCGAAUAUGCCAGCAAUUACAAGCAUGCCUUGAAUAGACACAUGCUAACUCACACUGGCGAGAAACCAUAUCAAUGUGAUAUUUGCCAAAAAGGAUUCAUCCAAGCAAAUUACAUGAAAAAGCACAAAGUUACACACAAAAAUGAAAUUCCGUUCCAUUGCCGAGGCUGUUUCACUGGAUUUUCCCAGAAGGUCGACCAAAAAACCCAUGAAAAAGUGUGCAAAACACGUCGAUAUGAAUGUCAUAUUUGUAAGAAGUUUUUCACUGUGGGUAAAUUUUCAUUGAAAGAGCAUAUGCGAAAGCACAACGGUGAAAAACCGUAUAGAUGUGAGAUUUGUAUGAAACGUUUUACGAAUAAAAGUAAUCUGAAAAGACAUUUGGAGAACAUCCACAUCUGA
Molecule: messenger RNA, 663 nt
Organism: Contarinia nasturtii (swede midge)
Lineage: Eukaryota; Metazoa; Arthropoda; Insecta; Diptera; Cecidomyiidae
Product: zinc finger protein 84-like
Exons: 1
Coding region: 1-663 (220 amino acids)
Biological process (GO): regulation of transcription by RNA polymerase II
Cellular component (GO): nucleus
Molecular function (GO): DNA-binding transcription activator activity, RNA polymerase II-specific; RNA polymerase II cis-regulatory region sequence-specific DNA binding
Source: RefSeq, a predicted model, not a curated record